AUGUCUUGCCCCUUGCUCUGGUCUGAGAACGAGCCCUUCUACCCGUACGGAGACACCUCGCCUGUCUGCUACACUCAAGACCUCGUCGAUGGCGAGCCAGCUAGCAUAUUGCUGCUCGGAUGCGGCGACCCUAUGAGCAUCCUGCAGACGCUGCACGCCAACACAACUGGUUCACAAUGCAGUCGCAAGCUCGACUUUACGUGUUGCGAUCACGAAGGUGGUGUCUUGGCUCGGAAUGUGUUCUUGCUCACAUGUCUUGCGGAUGAUUACGUCCUUGACCUGCUUCCUUCACUCUGGAACCUGUUCUUCGAUUUCUUCAUCGACAAAUCUUCUGUCACAGUGCUCUUUGUUUACUGCGGGAAACUCUUGGACGCGUCAAAGUCAUUGGAGACCUGGGAUGCCUCCCCCUACCACGGCUUCAUCAAAUUCAGCGACACCAACACGCUCUCGGUCGUCCGUGGACAUUGGGAGCGCUACUUGGCCAACAUCCUUCCCCCCGAAGACGCAAAUCACCUCAAGGACAGGUUCGCCUCCGCCACGCACAGAGCGCAAACCCAGCACGGAUCGUGGUUCAACUACUCACCAGUCCGCUCAGCUGGUCCGCUCGCCUCGUUCGCGAUGCGCACGAUGCUCCACGGCUUUCGCAAGUUCUGGGAGACCGGCGUCACGUCGCACGACUGCGAGACGAUCGCUCGCGCGCAGUACGUGAACCCCACGCUCGUCCAUUCGCGCGGCGCGGGGGAGCCUGGCACGCCGGAGGACUCAGACACAUUCAAGCUCGGUGUGCACAAGGGGCUGUACCCGCCUGCCCGCUUCUACCUCGCCAAGGCGUUUGCCACCCUCAAUCUGGCGGAGCCGAAUCUGGCUCAGAAGGAUAGCUCCGUGCAGGACGCCUCUUUGCUCAAGGUGGUCGUGCCUGCCGCGCAAAAGCAGUUCUUUAGGUUGUGCAUGGUUUUCUCGAGGGCCAUUCGUCAAGUGGGGAGGCCCGCCGCUGCGGACAGCACAGAGUCUCCCUCGCAUUCCCCAAUUUCCUUGACAUUCUUCUGCGGAGAUGCGCUUGCGUUCUGCAAAGCCUUGCAGCACCACCGCGACAAGAACGAGCUGUCGACGCCUUUCGCAUCUGCACCGUGGAGCGCCACACGCAUCGUCUUCGACGCCCUCUCAGAUUCGUCUUCAAUCCCGACCUCAUUCGACGUCAUCGACACCUCCACCCUCACCGACGACCUCGGGCUCCUGAACAUCCUCACGCACACCACCCCACUCCUAAAACGCUCCAGCUUCUCCGCCCUCUACACCGAGACGCUCGCGCCGUGCAGAGACAAAGACGGCGACGCCAUCGCCGGCACGCUGAGAAGCCUCGUGCGCCGCGCGUGCUGCGACCUCGGCACGCUCGCGCUGCUACUCGGCGUCGUGCCCGCGUCGUACGUGUCCGGGUUCGGCGCGCGCCCGUCCGGGUUCGAGAUGAUGGCGCACCGCAUGGUGCGCGUCCCGCUGUCGCAGUUCCACGAGCGGCUCGUGUGGCGGCGGCCGAUGCCUGGGACGACUGUUGUCGGCUCGCAGUCGGGGGCACGGGGUGGUGGCGCUGGUUAUGGGGUGGAGUUUGUGCCGGAGGAGCUGGCGGGCGUUUUGGAGGGUGUUUAUCGGCGGAUGUUUGGGCGCGAGAGGGGUUUGGACGAGGCGAUGGAGCGUCUCUCCGUGGGCGGGGCCGGCGGGGAUGGCAGGCGUUUCUCUGACGCUGCCUCUGUGGGCACCUGUUACACCCAGCGCUCGUACGCUGAGCUCGUCGCGGCGAUCCGAGAGAACGUCUGCGCAGGCGCUCCCAACGCUGAAGAGAUGGAAGCAAGCUGGCGGCGCACGAUGGACGCACUCCUUGAGCUCCUUCGUGGCGAGGGUGAUGGCCAACGCUACUUCCAAGACCUAUGCGUGCAGCUUCACCUCCUCGGGCUGCACACCGCGGACGUCAUACAGCCUCCAGCACUCGACGAGCAGAGACAAAACUGCGAUAGCAGUGCUGUUUUCAGCGGGUGGGGCACCAUCCCAGCGACGGUGUGCGUCGUGCUCGUCGUCCCGGGACAGCGGGUCCGAGAGGCCAAGAGUUCGCUCGAUGAACUUGGAACGCCGACGCUGCGGUGCGAGAUCUUUGGGUCCGCCACAGAUCAGGCUUUUGCUUCGAUCGAGGCUGCGUACGGAAAUGUGCUUGUCGAUACCACGGCGCCAGGUGAGGAGAACGGGGUAGGCGACAGAUACAGGUGCAAGGUAGUGCGGUUCGUCGAGAGUGAUGGCGAGCGAGGGUUGAAAGAGGGUGGUUCCGAUCUCGUCAUCUCUUUUCAAGUGCCUGCGGCGAUCUUCAUGGCAGAGCCGGCGCUAAGCGUAGCGCUUGCGGUGCGUCCGCAGGCAAAGUCGUCGUUUGGGAGCAGCACCGAGUCCGUGCUUGGGCCGAAGCUGCACGUGUUCAGCAGCCGCGUUGAUGACGAGCGCCAUGUGCAUGUCGUUGCGCAGUCUCCGUUUCAUCCAGAGUGUGCUUCGAACGGGGGUACCGGCGAAGGCUCCAGUGCGGACGUGCAUCGGCGCGUGGGCGAGCAGGAAAACGUCAAGAUUGUGAUGGACGACAAGCAUGAGAAGGUUGAGACCAUGAGUGUUCGUGUCGACGUUGUGGGUGCAGACGCAAGGGAGGCUCUGGCAGGCGGUGCAGCGGUGCAGAUGGCGCUUGCUUCCGGGUGUGCUGUUCGCGUGCUGUGGGGAGGUCAUACCCAUGUGCAUGCGUUUCCGCUGCCUGUCGACAUCGAGAAGGCCAAGCUUAGGGUUGCCCGGCGGUCUUCCUAUAUCGAGGUCGUCGCACCCGUGGCGACAGUGAUGCACACCCAUAACAUGCUCUUCCCCAUCUUCCUCACACCGCACGGCCCCGCACUGUGGAACAUGCCCCGCAUCGCACUGGACAAGCUACCCCUCCUGGUCCUUCCCAACAACGAACAUGUCUCGCGUUGGAUCGUCCCCUGCACCGACUCGAUGUUUUCCCUGCGCGAAAGCGCGAUCCUCGAUGGGCUCCGACCUGCAGACACGGACACGCACCGCGCGUUCCUCGACGUCAAAAACGCGCUGCACACCAUCAUCGCCGGCGCCGCGCGCAUACCAAGCCCGACAGUCAACGGCAUCCCCGGCGUCGGGCACCGCACCGCCCCGCUCGUGUUCGGCCUCGGAAACCCGCGCGAGGUACGCUGCGCGACGCUCGUGUUCGUCACCGGCGUGCGGCUCGAUGUCGCUGCGCACAGCGUCGUCGCUGACGCGUGGGUGCUCACCGUCACCCCCGCGCUCCUCCCGCGGCGGCCCGCGAGCCUCGCCUCGCCGCUCGGCCGCGCCGUGUGGGACCUCGCGGACGAGCUCGUGCAGCUCAACACGGACGCGCGCGAGGCGCGCGCGUGGAAGCACCUUCUGCCCGCUGCGGUGGAGCGCUGCAGAGCGGGGCGAUGGGCGCACGGCGCGGCGUGCGAGUACCGAGUGCGGGAGGCGGUGCCGCUCACGGUCGGGGACGAGACGGAUCCGCUGUGCUCGUGCGGGCGCGGUGUCGGCGCGGGCGAGCAUGCGCCGUUCCGGGCGGGCGAGAGGUGGCACGCGUUCGCGCCGCAUGUGACGCGUGCGGCGCUGAGCCCGCUGUAUGCGCCUGCGUAUAUGGAGAGCGGCGUCGGGGUGGCGGCGUUCGGAGGCAGGGAUACGAGGAUGGAGGAGAGGGAUGUGUGCUGGGCGUGUGGCAAGCCGCCGAGGCGAGCAGCGCUGGCAACGGGCUUGCAAGUGUGCGGCAAGUGCAGGGUUGCGAAGUACUGUUCGGGACCGUGUCAAAAGAAGGAUUGGGACAAGCAUCGGUGGGCGUGCGCGAUUUUGAAAAAGAAUGCUCCAAGUUAGGGCUUGAAGGCUGCACGCUGGUAAUGUAUGGCGCAGAGGGGGGCGAUGAUGUUGUAUUAGCACUGAGGCAUGAGUAUCUGUUGUACGGGAAGCCGAAAGUCACAGAGGACAUGGCAGAGAGGCGGAGAGUAUGCGAAACAUCUUGCUGUGACGAAUGCUGCUGAUACACGUUCGCACGCGUUAAAGAUUCUAUAGCCCCG
Coniophora puteana RWD-64-598 SS2 is the source of this 4097-nucleotide messenger RNA. RefSeq lists its product as uncharacterized. Gene Ontology annotation, molecular function: DNA-binding transcription factor activity, RNA polymerase II-specific. NCBI's taxonomy places the organism in Eukaryota, Fungi, Basidiomycota, Agaricomycetes, Boletales, Coniophoraceae. The coding region runs from base 1 to 3897 and encodes 1298 amino acids. The record is from RefSeq and is a predicted model, not a curated record. The transcript is spliced from 4 exons. Gene Ontology annotation, cellular component: nucleus. Gene Ontology annotation, biological process: regulation of transcription by RNA polymerase II.